AUGGAUUUGCGCACCACCAUCCAGUCCACUUUGUCCCCCGAGGCCGCCCUCCGCUCCCAGGCUGAGACUGCCCUCAAGGCGGCCGAACAGCAUCCUGGCUUCAUUGGAGCACUGCUAGACAUCCUCCAGACGGAGCAAGAUCCUGGCAUCCGGCUCUCGGCCGCCGUCUAUCUCAAAAAUCGAAUAUCGCGAGGAUGGCCGAUCGAGAACACUCCUCAUCAACCCGUCUCCGAACCCGAACGGAAGCCCUUCAGAGACCGCCUUCUCCCCAUCCUAUCCACAUCUCCUCCUCUGAUUCGGGCUCAGUUGAUCCCGAUCCUGCAGACCAUCUUGCAGUAUGACUUCCCUGCGAAAUGGCCCGAGUUGAUGGACAUCACCCUCCAGUUGAUGAAUACUCAAGAUGCCAAUUCAGUAUAUGCAGGCCUGCAAUGUUUAUUGGCCAUUUGUCGCACUUACCGUUUCCGUGCGGGCGAAGAGAGGGCAAACCUGGACAAGGUGGUCAACGUGGCUUUUCCCGUGUUGUUGAAUAUCGGAAACAAGCUGGUCCGUGAGACCAGCCCGGAGGCGGGUGAGAUGCUGCGAAUAUGCGUCAAGUGCUACAAGCACGCCGUAUACUAUGGUCUCCCACAGCCUCUUCAGACUCACCAGGCAACAGUGGACUGGUGCACGUUGUUUUUAACCAUCAUCUCUACGGAGCCUCCUGAGUAUGCAAUGCCGGAGGAUCCUGAAGAUCGGGAGCGGAACCACUGGUGGAAGGCAAGGAAGUGGUCGUAUGCCAACCUGAACAGGCUGUACGUCAGAUACGGGAACCCCUCAGGGAUCUCCACCAGCCAGGACAGAGAGUACGGGGAUUUCGCCCGGAAUUUCAUUACGAAUUUCGCACCUGAGAUUCUCAAAGGUUAUUUGGGUGAAAUCGAGAAAUGGGUCGGCGGAAACCACUGGUUAAGCAAGGCGUCCCUAUCUUAUACACUGAUUUUCUUGGAAGAGUGUGUCAAACCGAAAGCAAUGUGGGACAAAUUGAAGCCACACAUGGACAGUCUGAUCAAGCAUUUGGUCUUUCCUGUCCUCUGUCAAUCGGACGAAGACAUGGAACUGUUCACUGAGAACCCUCCGGAUUACCUGCACCGGAAACUCAAUCUUUAUGAGGAGGUGUCUGCGCCAGACAUGGCCGCCACCAAUUUCUUGAUUGCACUGACCAAGAAUCGUAAACAACAGACAUAUGUGAUCCUUUCCUAUGUCAAUGAAGUGGUCACACGUUACGAAGCCGCGCCCGACGACCAGAAGAACCCUCGAGAGAAAGAGGGCGCCCUGCGGAUGAUUGGGUCGCUCGCGUCGGUCAUCUUGGGCAAAAAGAGUCCAAUCGCCGACCAGGUCGAGUACUUUUUCGUACGACAUGUAUUGCCCGAAUUCCGGUCUCCGCAUGGUUUCCUCCGAGCCAGGGCUUGUGAGACUAUGGAAAAGUUCGAACAACUCGACUUCAAAGACGAGAACAACCUCAUGAUCAUCUACCGAAACAUUCUCGAAUCAAUGGCUGACCCGGAGCUGCCAGUCAGGGUCAUGGCUGCGUUGGCUUUGCAGCCGCUGAUUAGGCAUGAUGCCGUUCGCUUAGCGAUGCAGGCCAACAUCCCUCAGAUCAUGCACCAACUCCUGAAGUUGAUGAACGAAGUGGAUGUCGAUGCCCUGUCCAACGUGAUGGAGGAUUUCGUCGAAGUCUUCGCCGAACAGCUCACACCUUUUGCGGUGGCCUUGAGUGAAAACUUGAGGGACACUUAUCUUCGGAUCAUCAAAGAAAUCCUGGAGCGGAAUGAGGCCAAGGCAGCUGAAAGUGGCGAUGGGCCCGGAUAUGGGGACUAUCUUGAUGACAAGGCCAUCGCGGCUCUGGGUGUCUUGCAGACUAUUGGCACCUUGAUCCUCACGCUCGAAGCGACGCCAGACGUGCUUCUCCUUCUAGAAAACAUCCUCAUGCCAGUCAUCACCAUCACUUUGGAGAACAAACUGUACGAUCUGUACAACGAAGUCUUCGAGAUCAUCGACUCAUGUACCUUUGCUUCCAAAUCCAUCUCGGACACGAUGUGGCAGGCAUUUGAGCUGAUGCACAAGACGUUCAAGGAUGGCGCAGAAUUGUACUUGGAAGACAUGCUUCCCGCGCUGGACAACUUUGUUGCCUACGGGCAGCAAAGGCUAAUCAACCAUCCUCCUUACCUUGCAGCUAUUGCAGGCAUGGUCCGCGAUAUUUUCACGGACCCUAAGGUCGGCGGUGUCGAUCGCAUUUGUGGAUGCAAGCUUGCCGAGGCGCUGAUGCUCAACCUCAGAGGUGGACCGAUGGAUAGCUACAUUCCAACAUUUGUGACCCUUCCCAUGGAAGUCCUGAUAGGACCGCAGCAGAAGACAAUCAUGAAGAGCUAUAAGAUCCACCUGGUGGAAAUGGUGAUCAACGCGAUCUACUACAACCCCAACCUAGCAAUGCGGGUGCUCGAGGCGCACGGUUGGACAAACAAGUUCUUUUCGAUCUGGUUCGGCAGUAUCGAUUCGUUCCGCCGCGUGCACGACAAGAAACUCUGCAUCGCCGCGAUCUCGGCCCUGCUCACCAUCAGGGCCGAGCAAGUGCCGCAGUCCGUCCAGACUGGAUGGCCACGCCUGCUCUCUGGCGCCACGUAUUUGUUCCGCACCCUCCCCGCGGCCAUGAAGCAGCGUGAAGAAGCAGUCAGAGCUUCAGACGGCGUCUCGGACACUCUCUCCGAGUAUGCUUCCGAUGACGAAGCCGACGACUGGGCCGACGAGCCGGCGGGCGAGGCCGCAGGAGGCCAAGAAUGGGGCAAUGUCAACGCGGCUUCUCUGCCCGACACCAAGGGCGACAUCAAGGACGAGUCCCAGGCCUAUCUGGACUUCCUUAGCGAGGAGGCCAAGAAGUUCGGCGCCCUAGCCGAUGACGACGACGAAGAUAGUAUCCUCGAUGAAGACAGUCUUCUUGAAAGCCCGCUCGACAGGUUCGACCCGUACGCCACGUUCAGAGAGUCCCUGGGCAAACUCCAGGCCGAGCAGCCUCAGCUGUACCUGAAUCUGACCUCGACGUUGGACCCUGCCGACCGCGACGUGCUCCAGAGUGUCGUCAACCACGCUGCCCAGCUUCAGGCUCAACCGCACGUGUAG
Molecule: messenger RNA, 3150 nt
Organism: Capronia coronata CBS 617.96
Lineage: Eukaryota; Fungi; Ascomycota; Eurotiomycetes; Chaetothyriales; Herpotrichiellaceae
Exons: 1
Coding region: 1-3150 (1049 amino acids)
Biological process (GO): protein import into nucleus
Cellular component (GO): nuclear envelope; cytosol
Molecular function (GO): small GTPase binding
Source: RefSeq, a predicted model, not a curated record